This is a messenger RNA of Diachasmimorpha longicaudata, 2830 nucleotides long. Its product is annotated as cytochrome P450 CYP12A2-like. Gene Ontology annotation, molecular function: monooxygenase activity; iron ion binding; oxidoreductase activity, acting on paired donors, with incorporation or reduction of molecular oxygen. The record is from RefSeq and is a predicted model, not a curated record. NCBI's taxonomy places the organism in Eukaryota, Metazoa, Arthropoda, Insecta, Hymenoptera, Braconidae.
UAGGUUGAUUAUAACAUCGUCAAGUUUCCGGUGUCACCUAUCCUCCGGUUAAAUAAAAAUUUAAUUUUAUCCAUUCUAAUCGCUCCUCGUACUUCGCAACACAACAACAACAACAACAACAACACUACAUAACAAACACCAAAACUCAUUGUAAUACUCACUGUAUCAUCAAUCUGCUCCAUGAAAUAAUAUCCGAAACAUCACAACACACGAACUAAUUAGUCCACGUCCAAGUGAAUUCGAAAUCAAGAUGAUUCGAUAACAAAUUAAUUACUAUCAUAAAUGUCAGAAGUUCUCAGAUAAUUGCCCACUGAAUGCAAUUCGAUACGGACACAUCUAAGUGAGUUAAUGAAUCAGUGACAACGAAACGUGAAUAGAUUAAUUGAAUUUGGAUUGUAACAAUUGGCCACUCGAUGAACAGUAACAAUGGCCACCAAGAUGCUGGUGAGAAAGCUGAAGGAGCUGCCAAGGGACAUAACUCUAAUGAAGUCCUAUGCAAAUUCUGGAGCUUGCCCGGUGGAGCAUAGAAAUCAGACAGGCGAAUUAGGGUGAAAGCAGGCAACACCGUACGAGAACAUCCCCAGACCUAAAUCACUGUCGAUUAUUGGAAACAUUAUGAAAUUCAUGUCAUUCAUUGGUGAAUAUGCAAAUCUAUCUUCGUCCGACCAAAUGUUGGCGCUCCAGAGGGAGUAUUGGAAUAUCGUAAUAUUCGAGGACAUACCUGGCCGACGUCCUGCCGUGAUUUUAUUCAAUGCCGAGGACUGAGACAAUGUAUCGACUAGGCCACCAACCGAUGCAAUUCAAACAAUGGUCAGUUAUCGUCACAGAAAUUCCCAUCUUUACACAGGCAAAUAUGGACUAGUAACGAGUCAAGGUGAGGCUUGGCACAACUUUAGCAAGAAUGUGAACCAGCAUAUGAUGUCACCGAGGAGCAUCAAACCCCACGUGGUGCAAGUCGACGAAGUUGCCAGUGACUUUAUCGCGAGAAUACGGAAACUCUGAGAUGUAAAAACUUUGAAACUGCCUACCACGUUCAACAACGAGAUGAAUAAGUGGGCUCUCGAGUCUAGUUGUACGAUUACCCUGGAUCACGUCCGGGGCUCUCUAGAAAACAAUCUCCUUCCGGGCUCCCGCGUCCAAAGAAUGAUAAAUUAAUUCAUAAAAUUUGACUUAGUUUAUCAACUGGAAAUCCUUCCUUCCCUGCGGCGCCCCUACGAUACAGAACACAGACAAUUAUUCGGCACACUGAAUUUGAUAAAUGAAAUUGCCUGCAAACACAUUGACGAAGCGCAAAUAAGAUUUUUCGAAUCACCAAAGGGACCGGAUGAGCAGAGCGUACUGGAGAGUCUAUUGAGCCUUGAUGAACAAACGGCAUACAUAAUGGCACUUGAUAUGUUGAUUGCUGGAAUCGAUACGCCUGGCAAUGUAACAGGUACAGCGCUCCACCAAGCAGUAAAUCGUCGCGUGCAGGAAAAGUUAUGAAAUGAGGUGGAAAAUUUGUUGCCGGAGAGAAUAUCACAGGUGACAUGUGAAAUUUUGAAUAAAAUACCUUACCUUAAAGCGUACAUCAAAGAAUCACUGCGAUUAGUUCCAAUCGCGAUUGGCGAUCACCGAACGAUGCAGAACGACGUUGUCAUCGGUCGAUACCAAAUUCCAAAAGGGUGUGAUUUAAUAGCCUCUCAUAGUGUACUAGCUGUUAGCCCAGAACACUUCUCUCAACCCCGUGAAUUUAUACCCGAGAGGUGGUUGAGGGAGAACACAUUGGCCACGAUAAAAUCGGCUAAAGAGGCACAUCCAUUCGCAUACAUGCCUUUCGGCUUUGAACCUCGGGCAUGUAUUGGCAGACGAUUUGCGGAAAUUGAAACGUUCGUAGAGAGAAUUUUGAGAAAUUUUCGCUUAAAACGGCCGAAUCCACCGAUUCAGAUAAAUAGUAGAUUUAUCAAUACUGUUAGUUCAACUAGAUUAAUCUUCAUUAAUUACCAGGUGAAAAUUUCGCCCAUUGCCCGUGGAUGUCAAUUAAGUUCAGAUCCAAUACUGCUCAAAAUUCCUUGACAUGAUUUGCGAAUCGAGCGGAGCUGAGGGUGGAAAAAAUAGGCACUACAAAUAGAGCUUUCAGCUGAAAAACGCCGACGUUUGACCGAUCCUCCCCCGUAUUACAGCACCGUAAUUGCAAUGUGAACUGAAUCAUGUGAUGGUCAAUAAAUUAUUCAUGUUAUGGGGAAAAUAGACAGGAGACUCGCAGUAUAAUUUCGAUUUGUCCCCCGUGCAAUCGGGAAGAUGAUUUUCAUUUUAUUAUUUCUCAUCUUCCCAUGCGAUACUUCUGUUUUCUAUUCUUAUCCUUAGUCCGAGUGGUAGUUCUCCUGAAACUCUCAAGCUUUUUAGCGAAUAUUCGACUUCCUAUUAAACCCACAAAAAAUUAAUGAUAGAGAACGGAAUAUUCUGCUCCGCAAGGAAAACGAAGGCAUUUAUCUGGGGAUAAGGCUCACUCAUCCCAUUGUCUGACUAAAUACCCGCGAUUUCACUGCUUUCCGCAGUUUCACGUUUUUCCCAGCACCCGGAGCGAAAUUAUUUUACUGACGUAGAGAAAUAUUCGAUAAAAAAUACCAGAAAAAUAUCAAAAUUACGUAUCCAGUGCUAUCAUUUUUCACAUCCGGUUGAUUGUAAUUUUCUUCCAGUACUCGCGCCAUAAUUUCUAGGAAAUUUCUCUCUCUAUAUCCACGUACACAAAUUAGAGAUGAACAACUAUAACGAGCGGAAAAAUCUCGUGAUCUAAUUGGUCAAGGGUGCGUCUCCGUAUAUCACCCAAAGCUCCAAUGGAUUUAUCCCCUCU